AUGUCGUCAUUACGGCAGUCCCCACUACCCACACUACAAGCCCUUUCAUCCUCGUUCACCGAACUGAACACAAUCCUUCAACCUCUGCUCUCGCACAACUACGGAUCGCUCAACUCGGCAUUACAAUCCAACAGCAGCUCCACAAAGGAAAACACCGAAGAUGAGUUGCACGGUCGCCUCGACGCCGCACGAAUGCAAGUGUCGGUCGCGUAUGUACUGUUGGAUCUAGUUUGGAUUCUGCUCAAGACAAAGGGAGUGGACACAAAGGAUCAUCCAGUGAUGCAAGAGCUGGAACGGGUAAAGAGCUACUUUGGCAAAAUCAAGAGUGUACAGGACAAGGAGAAGGAGCCGGCUGGUGAACAGAGUGUCAAGGUGGACAGGAGUGCUGCAGGUAGGUUCAUCAGGGCUGCGCUGGCGGGCGAGCCGGGAACCACCCAGGGAAAGCAUACCAAGUUUGAGGAAGAGACCCCAGUGAAGGUCAAGCAGACCGAGGAGACACCAAAGAAGACCGAGGCCAAGGAGGUGAAAGCGGCUGGCUCGACACCAACGUCGAACAAGAAGAAGCGCCCUGCAAUGGACCCUUUCGAAGGCUAUGAUAAGCCCAAGACCAUCAAGACGGCUUCGGCUACACCAACGGCAAAAUCAACAGAUAGUGCAGCCAGCACACCUUCGAAAAAGCACAAGAAGAGCAAAAAGACUUCGGCAUCAAAGUGA
Messenger RNA from Mycosarcoma maydis (corn smut), 714 nucleotides. RefSeq lists its product as uncharacterized. The transcript has a single exon. The record is from RefSeq and is a predicted model, not a curated record. Gene Ontology annotation, molecular function: DNA binding; RNA binding. Lineage: Eukaryota; Fungi; Basidiomycota; Ustilaginomycetes; Ustilaginales. Gene Ontology annotation, biological process: maturation of 5.8S rRNA; regulation of gene expression. Gene Ontology annotation, cellular component: nucleolus; exosome (RNase complex). The coding region runs from base 1 to 714 and encodes 237 amino acids.